Molecule: messenger RNA, 2453 nt
Organism: Pteronotus mesoamericanus
Lineage: Eukaryota; Metazoa; Chordata; Mammalia; Chiroptera; Mormoopidae
Gene: SEMA4A
Product: semaphorin 4A
Exons: 14
Coding region: 16-2301 (761 amino acids)
Biological process (GO): semaphorin-plexin signaling pathway; positive regulation of cell migration; negative regulation of axon extension involved in axon guidance
Cellular component (GO): plasma membrane
Molecular function (GO): chemorepellent activity; semaphorin receptor binding
Source: RefSeq, a predicted model, not a curated record
AGCCUCUGGCUGACCAUGGCCCUGCCAGCCCUGGGCCUGGACCCCUGGAGCCUCCUCGGCCUUUUCCUCUUCCACCUGCUCCUGCUGCUGCUGCCGAUGCCGACAACGACCACAGGGGAAGGUGGGCAGGGGCCCGUGCCCAGGGUCAGAUACUAUGCGGGGGAUGGACGCAGGGCUCUUAGCCUCUUCCACCAGAAGAACCUCCAGGAUUUUGACACUCUGCUCUUGAGUGGUGAUGGAGACACUCUCUAUGUGGGGGCCCGAGAAGCCAUUCUAGCCUUGAAUAUCCAGGAUCCAGGUGUGCCAAAGCUAAAGAACAUGAUAUCCUGGCCGGCCAGUGACAAAAAAAAGAGUGAAUGUGCCUUUAAGAAGAGCAAUGAGACACAGUGUUUCAACUUUAUCCGCGUCCUGGUCUCUUUCAAUGCCACCCACCUCUACGCCUGCGGCACCUUUGCCUUCAGCCCUGCCUGUACCUUCAUUGAACUCCAAAAUUCCUCCCUGUUGCCCAUCUUGGAGGACAAGGUUGUGGAGGGGAAAGGCCAAAGCCCCUUCGACCCUGCCCAUAAGCACACGGCUGUCUUGGUAGACGGAAUGCUCUAUUCGGGCACCAUGAACAACUUCCUGGGCAGUGAGCCCAUCCUGAUCCGCACGCUAGGAUCCCCGCCUGUCCUCAAGACGGACAAUUACCUCCGCUGGCUGCAAUCGGACGCCUCCUUUGUGGCCGCCAUCCCUUCUACUCAGGUCGUCUACUUCUUCUUUGAGGAGACAGCCAGCGAAUUCGAGUUCUUCGACAAGCUCCGAACUUCCAGAGUAGCCAGAGUCUGUAAGAACGACAGGGGUGGUGAAAAGCUGCUGCAGAAGAAAUGGACCACCUUUCUGAAGGCCCAGCUGCUUUGCUCCCAGCGCGAUCAGCUGCCCUUCAACCUCAUCCGCCACGCCGUCCUGCUGCCGGACUCCACCGAUCCCCACGUCUACGCAGUCUUCACCUCUCAGUGGCAGAUUGGAGGGACCAGGAGCUCUGCUGUCUGUGCCUUCUCUCUCAAGGACAUCAAGCGUGUCUUUGAGGGAAACUACAAGGCGUUGAACAAAGAGACUUCACGGUGGACUUCUCAUGAGGUGCCUGAUGAUAUCAGCCCUCGGCCAGGCAGUUGCUCGGUGAGCCCCUCCUCCGAUAAAGCCUUGACCUUCAUGAAGGACCACUUCCUGAUGGAUGAGCAGGUGGUGGGAACGCCCCUGCUGGUGAAGUCUGGUGUGGAGUACACACGACUUGCAGUGGAGGCCGUCCGGGGCCUCGAUGGGAACAGCCAUGUGGUCAUGUACCUGGGUACCACCACGGGCUUCCUGCACAAGGCUGUGGUGAGAGGGGACAGCAGAGCUCACCUGGUGGAGGAGAUCCAGCUGUUCCCCGACCCUGAGCCUGUUCGAAACCUGCAGCUGGCCCCGACCCAGGGUGCACUGUUUGCAGGCUUCUCAGGAGGUGUCCUGAGGAUUCCCCGAGCCAACUGCAGUGUGUAUGGGAGCUGUGUAGACUGUGUCCUUGCCCAGGACCCCCACUGUGCCUGGGACCCUGAGUCUGGAACCUGCCGCCUCCUGCCCACCUCCAGCCCGAAGUCCUGGAGGCAGGACCUGGAGAGGGGGAACCCACAGUGGGCGUGUGCCAGUGGCCACAUUGCCCGGAGCCUCCGGCCCCAGAGCCGCCCCCAAAUCAUUAAAGAAGUCCUGGCUGUCCCCAACUCCAUCCUGGAGCUCCCCUGCCCCCGCCUCUCAGCCCGGGCCUCUUACCGCUGGAGUCAUGGGGCAGCACCAGUCCCCAAAGCCUCUUCCAUGGUCUACAAUGGCUCCCUCUUGCUGCUACUGCGGGAUGGGGCGGGGGGUCUCUACCAGUGCUGGGCCACUGAGAACGGCUUCUCAUACCCUGUGGUCUCGUACUGGGUGGACAACCAGGACCAGCCGCUGGCCCCGGACCCUGCACUGGCAGGCAUCCCCCGAGAGCGCGUGGAGGCCCCGCUGACCAGGAUUGGUGGGGGCGCUGCCAUGGCUCCCCAGCGGUCCUACUGGCCCCACUUCCUCACCGUCACCGUACUGCUUGCCUUAGUGCUUUCCGGAGCCCUCAUCACCCUCCUUGCCUCCCCACUGGGGGCGCUCCGAGCCCGGGGCAAGGUCCAGGGCUGUGAGACCAAGACCCCCGGAGAGAAGGCCCCAUUGAGCAGGGAGCAGCACCUCCAACUUCCCAAGGAACGCAGGACCUCUGCCAACGAUGUGGAUGCCGACAACAACCACCUGGGAACUGAGGUGGCUUAAACUCUGGGCACAGACUGGGCCUACGGGCAAGGACACGGCACCUGGCCGUGCUGACCGGGCAGCCUGGAGCAGUGCAGACCUCACCAGUGCGGGAGUAGCACAAAAGACCACCUUCCUCCCGUGACAGUAGCUUCACUGCCACUCUGUAACAC